AUGAUUGACCCCUCUGCGCCGUUUGUGCUGGACUGGCGCAAUGCGCUGGGUCUAGCCCUCUCAGUGCUGGUCGCUUUCAUCUCUGGCCCAGGCGGCCAGGGCGGCGGCUCCUUCUACAUCCCCCUUUUCAGCGUCCUCCUCGGCUUCUCAGUCAACCAGGCGUCCGCCCUCAGCGCCGCCGUUGUGUUUUUCGGCUGCGUCACGAUGGUUGCCCAGGCCGUCGCCUCGCCGCACCCGCGGCUGCCGGCGGCCCCCCAGGUCGACUACGCCUCGGCGCUGCUCAUGACCCCGAGCCUCAUGCUCGGCCUGGCACUCGGCGUGCUGUUCAACGCCGUUGUGAGCCAGUGGCUGCUGAACCUGUUGUCGCCGGAGGAGCGUGCCGCCGAGGCCGAGGCGGCCGCCGCCGCAGCGGCGCCGGGCGUUGCGGCUCGCCUCAGCGGGGCGGCCAGCCGCGCUAUCAGUGGCGUGCGGUCGUGGGCGGCGGUGCAGCCCUGGGGCGCGAUCGCGGGCAUCGCGGCGCUGUUUGCGUUCUUCAUUGCAUGCCAGGUGCUGCGAGGCUCUGUCGCGCCCCACUGCUCGCCCUCCUCCUGGGCGAUUUUUGGCACACUCUGCGGCGUCAGCGCCGUCGCCACCGUCGGCGUGUCAUUCUGGGCGGCUGCGGCGGAGCGGCGGCGGGCGGCGGCCGAGUCGGCAUCGGCUGCGGCGUCCGCGGACUGCUCGUGCAUCAUUGUUGAGAAGGGGAGUAGCAGCAGCAGCACCAUCAGCGCCAGCGGCGUGGCUGCCGCAGCAGCCGGCUGCGAUGAAGCUGCUGUGGCGGCUGCAGGCAAGCAGGCGGGGCUCAGUGAUAAGGAGCAGCCAUCCAUCCAGCUUAUCAGCCUUGGCAUACACUCUGCUGCAGCUUUGCCAACGAGCACCAGCGCGCAGCAGCAGCAGCAGCAGCAGCAGCAGCAGCAGCAGCAGCAGCAGCAGCAGCAGCAGUCCUCGGCCCCCGCCCUGGCCCUGCCAGCCGCGCACAAGAACGAGGACGCGGUGGGCUGGACGCCCCGCCAGCUGGCGGCCAUCCACCCGCAGAUGGUGGUGGCCGGCCUGAUGCUCGGCGCAUGGCCGCUGUCGCCCAUCAUAUUCGCGCUGGGCCUCCACCCCCAGGUGGCGGCCGGCACCAGCAAGCUGCUGCUGUUCAUGAUCACGGGCGGCGCCGGGCUGUCCUUCAUCGCGUCCGGCAGCAUCAACAUCCACUACAUGCUUGCCUACGGCAUUGCCAACGCGAUCGCCACGCCGGUGGGCGUGUGGGUGAUGGACUGGGUGGUCAAGCGGACUGGGCGGCCCAGCUACAUCACGCUGCUGACCAUUGGCCGGCUGCUGGCCUGCGUUGUCAUCCAGCUUGCGUUCCAGGCCGUGCCGAGCCUCAUUCAGCUGUCGCACGGCCUGCCCCGCUACGGGUUCCUAUCGCACUCGAUUUGCUGA
Monoraphidium neglectum is the source of this 1464-nucleotide messenger RNA. RefSeq lists its product as hypothetical. Gene Ontology annotation, cellular component: membrane; Cul4A-RING E3 ubiquitin ligase complex. Gene Ontology annotation, biological process: protein ubiquitination. The record is from RefSeq and is a predicted model, not a curated record. The transcript is spliced from 3 exons. The coding region runs from base 1 to 1464 and encodes 487 amino acids. Lineage: Eukaryota; Viridiplantae; Chlorophyta; Chlorophyceae; Sphaeropleales; Selenastraceae.